Messenger RNA from Babesia sp. Xinjiang, 1041 nucleotides. RefSeq lists its product as uncharacterized. The record is from RefSeq and is a predicted model, not a curated record. The coding region runs from base 1 to 1041 and encodes 346 amino acids. Lineage: Eukaryota; Apicomplexa; Aconoidasida; Piroplasmida; Babesiidae. The transcript has a single exon.
AUGUUGGAAAUAUCAAAGAACGGAGGUCCAGGAGACACUACCAGCGCUGUGUGUUCGGACACAGCUCAGGGUGGAAAAAGGGGUGACAGCCGCACUAUUUCUGCGCAACCGUUUCCAAGACAACGCCGAGUGUCGCGUAGUGAUGAUGGAAGAGCUCCAGAGCCCAGCACUCUUUUGGCAGCAGGGCUCCCUUCCAUUCGCUGCACGCGUGAAUUUGCGGAUCGCUGCAACCUACUUCUUCACAAUAGACCCAAGAGCUCGCCUCGUCCGCCUCAAAGCAACACAUAUGAAGAUGCCAAUACUCAGUUGGUCACACGGAAUAGGCAUUUUAGGUAUGGCGACACAGUACCCCUUCGACUGCCUGGUAGUGGAGUAGGCUCUGAGGCUGCAACGUCAUUACAAACAAAGCUGAGGGAGCAAUAUGCGCGCUAUAAUCGUUUUGCCGCCUUGCAACCCUCCGAUGAUUCCUCAUCACGUGAUGAUACCGCAUCUAAGACGGAAUGCGAGGCAAACAGGUUACGGAGCAUGCGGCAUUGCCGCAUAUUUUUCGACACAGAUAACAGUGGACAUGAUUUAUCACAAACCAAAUCUGAACGUUUGUCUGUUGCGGAAGGUAGCGGUGUAGCCUCUCAAUCGGUGGAACAAAAUGAUAAAGAAAGUGAUUCCAACCAUGACAGCGCACGUCCCGUGCAGCCAGUUACAACUGAAAGGACCAUCAUCGGAGGUCUACGGACGGUGUUUCCACCGAACUCAGAGUGGCAAAUUGUGACCAUGCGUAUGUCGUGCAUUGACCCGUCGAUGACAGAACGUGAACUGGAAGACCUCGCUCGCCAGGCAGACGUACAAGUGGUAGCCUUAGAAUUGGACCGCAACAUAAUAUCACACCUUUGCAAUGGCACGGGGAGUAUUACAUGCCGUCAUACCGGAGGUGAACCGACUCUGCUGCGUUUUUCGCAACUUCUCGCUAAGCGUGGCAUACGUCUUUACGUUACCGAUUUAAUAUCGCAGCCCGACUUGAAGAGGUUGAGAAUGUCCAAAUGA